Cinclus cinclus is the source of this 819-nucleotide messenger RNA. It is a transcript of the gene C1QL2, whose product is annotated as complement C1q like 2. Lineage: Eukaryota; Metazoa; Chordata; Aves; Passeriformes; Cinclidae. The transcript is spliced from 2 exons. Bases 1 to 819 code for a protein of 272 amino acids. Gene Ontology annotation, molecular function: protein binding. The record is from RefSeq and is a predicted model, not a curated record.
AUGGCCGUCGCGCUGCUGGUCGCCGUGCCCCUGCUGCUGCUGCAAGCGCCCGCCGACACCGGCGCCCACUACGAGAUGAUGGGCACCUGCCGCAUGAUCUGCGACCCGUAUAGCGGCGGGCGGCCGCCCGGCCCCGGCAGCACCGCCGCCGUGGAGGCCCUGCAGGACCUGGGCGCCAACCCCCCGCCGCCCUUCGUCCAGGGACCCAAGGGGGAGCCGGGCCGGCCGGGCAAGCCGGGCCCCCGCGGGCCGCCCGGGGAGCCGGGUCCUCCGGGUCCGCGGGGCCCGCCGGGGGAGCGGGGCGACGCGGGGAAGCCGGGGCUGCCCGGGCUGGCGCUGGCGGGCGCGGGCGGCGGCGGGAGCGGCGGCGGGGCGGCCGCGGGCGGCGAGGCGGCGGGCGGGCUGAGCGCCGCCUUCAGCGGGCCGCGCAUCGCCUUCUACGUGGGGCUCAAGAGCCCCCACGAGGGCUAUGAGGUCCUCAAGUUCGACGACGUGGUGACCAACCUGGGCAACCACUACGACCCGGCCAGCGGCAAGUUCACCUGCCAGGUGCGCGGCAUCUACUUCUUCACCUACCACAUCCUCAUGCGCGGCGGCGACGGCACCAGCAUGUGGGCCGACCUCUGCAAGAACGGCCAGGUGCGGGCCAGUGCCAUCGCCCAAGAUGCAGACCAGAACUACGACUACGCCAGCAACAGCGUGGUGCUGCACCUGGACUCUGGUGACGAAGUGUAUGUCAAGCUGGAUGGAGGCAAAGCACACGGAGGCAACAACAAUAAGUACAGCACUUUCUCUGGCUUUCUUUUAUACCCUGAUUAA